AUGUGGUCAAGAUCCCUCCUCGCCUCUAGCGCCUUGCGCGCCGCCCGCCCGGCGACCUCCGCCUUCCGCGCCCCGAACCCCUUCCUCCUCACAGCCGCCCAGCGCCGCCUCCUCUCCGACCAGACGCGCCAGGCCAUCGACAAGGCCGUCGCCUCGGCGCCCGUCGUGCUCUUCAUGAAGGGCACCCCCGAGACGCCCCAGUGCGGCUUCUCGCGCGCGAGCAUCCAGGUCCUCGGCCUGCAGGGCGUCGACCCGGCCAAGUUUGCCGCCUUUAACGUGCUCGAGGACGCCGAGCUGCGGUCGGGUAUCAAGGAGUACUCGGACUGGCCGACGAUCCCCCAGCUGUACGUCGACAAGGAGUUUGUGGGCGGCUGCGACAUUGUUGUGUCGAUGCACCAGAACGGCGACCUCGCCAAGCUGCUCGAGGAGAAGAAGGUUCUCGCCGAGGGCGAGGGCGAGGGCGAGGGCAAGGACGAAUGA
Verticillium dahliae VdLs.17 is the source of this 480-nucleotide messenger RNA. Its product is annotated as monothiol glutaredoxin-5. The coding region runs from base 1 to 480 and encodes 159 amino acids. Lineage: Eukaryota; Fungi; Ascomycota; Sordariomycetes; Glomerellales; Plectosphaerellaceae. The transcript has 3 exons. The record is from RefSeq and is a predicted model, not a curated record.